UAUUUUGCUGGUCUGCUGCUGAUUUGGAGGGGUUUCUUUGAUUUCCCUCGUAACCUCAACUUUUGCUUUAUUUCUUGUCAAGUUAGCGGAUUUUCGAGCAAAGAUGCGAGGGCUUAUCAUCCUUGCCAUUGUUCUUGUUGCGACCAUCGCCCCUGCAACUUGCCAACGACCAUGGUGGAGAGGGCAGCCCAUCAAGCGACUUGGCCAGGGACAGCAACAACAGUUCCGGCCAAACGGCCAACGUCAGCAACAAUACCGUCCCAACAAUCAGUGGAUGCAGCAACAAGACCCUGAGGCUGCUCAAGAGAUGCAAGAGCGAAUGGCAGAGCAGGCGGAACAGGAGGCCGAAGCCGCAGAGGAAUUGCGAGAACAAGAAGAAGAGCGUGCACAGAAAUUACAGGAACAGCAGGCAGAAGCCGCUGAAAGGGAAGCUGAAUAUGCACAGCAGAUGCGAGAGCAGCAAGCGAAAUAUGGACAGCAAAAUGCCUUCGCCGCACAGGGAAUGCAUCAGCAAGAUACAGAAGCAGCACAGGAAUUAGCGGAAGAAGAGGCAGAAGCUGCGGAAGAACUGCGGGAACAACAGGCCGAAGCUGAUGCUGAAGCCGCACAGAAUAUGUAUCAAGGUGAAGCAGGACAGGAGAUGGAACAAGAACAAGAUGCUGAAGCAGCACAGGAACUGGCCGAACAAGAGGAAGAAGCCGCUCAGGAAUUAGCAGAACAAGAGGCCGAGGAUGCAGAAGAAGCUGCCGAACUAGAAGCGGAAGCAGCAGAAGCUGAGGCUGAAGCAAUGGAGGACCUUCAAGAAGCAGAGGCUGAAGCAGCAGAAGCAGAAGCUGAGGCAAUGGGUGAGCAGGGUGAAGCAGCAGAGGGAGCGGGAGAAGGACAAGGUGGAAGCUUAGGGACAUCAUUCUCAUUCGGAGGUAGCAAUUAUGGCCCGUCCAUGGGAAGCGGGUCAGCUGGUCCAUCAUUUUACGAUCCCACAGGAGGAUUUGGUGGCUCUGGGGGGUCUGUUAGCUUUUCAUACGGAGGGUAUCAAGGUGCAUCUGGGGGACAAAACGGGGGACAGGGUGGAGCGACGGGAGCUACAGGCGGAGCAGGAGGUGGGGUUGGAACGGGCCCAGGAGAUAUACCAGGAGGUGGAAACAUUGGUUCUAAUGGAGCAGCAACUGGAGGAGUGGCGACUGGUGCAGGAAAUUCACCGACAAGUGGGGUAAACACUGGAGGAGCAAACGGUGCCACUGGAGGAGCAAACGGUGCCGCUGGAGGAGCAAACGGUGCCGCUCCAGAUGGAGCAGCAAAUUGGCCAUCAAGUGGAGGUAGCAACGGCGUAGGAAGUGGAGGAACCACCUCAAAUGGAACAACUUCGAACGGAGCAACCAAUCCAGCAAAAGGGGGAGCUACCAAUGGGACGGCAAAUGGAGCUACUGGAGCGACGGGAUCAACUGGAAUGAAUGGUAAUGGAGGGGCAGGUACUCAAGCUACAGCUGGAAACUCACAGGGGCCAAACAGUGGAAAUUCGAUCCCUUCCGUUGCUGACGGAGUAGGACAAAGCAUCGGAAGUUCAUUUACAGAAACAACCAAUGUCGGUGCCCGUAAUGAGCCAAAUAUAGCAUUUGCACCGGCUCCUAUUGCACAAGCACCAGACCCUCAACUUACUCCGGCCGAAACAGCUGCAUUGGACAAUACGUACAUGGACAAACAUCUUUGUGGUGGAUUCCUUGGCGCCAAUGGAAUUUCAGGACAGAAAAGUCUCGCUGUGCUUGCACUUGACUAUGCAGGAAUGAAACAAGCACUCAAUCCUUGUAAUGUGCCGAAGAAUGGACGAACAACCGGGCGCACUCCGGUCAAUAUCGCUUUCCGCUCUGGUAUGGAGACCCACGGUCAGGAUCCUGCAUCUGCUGUCCUUCGUGAUCUUCCAGGUAUGAUCCAACGAUAUGGACAAACUCCGCGUAAGGUCCACCUCUUCUCUUGGCACAUGCCAUCCGAACAUGCUCUUCGCAGCCUCCUCACAAAGAAACGACGAGGGGGUCUUACAAACGUAGAAGUGGCUCUAGGAUACGUUAAGGAAAGCAAAAUGGCUCUCUUCAGCGCCCUUCUCGGUGACACCACAUUCACAAAUCUAUUGGGUCAACUCCAACAAGCCGGUAUUAGCGUAAACCGCGUCUGUGACACUUGCAGCCAGAUUGCCAACAUGACCAACUGGGAACGCAAGCGCCAAGGACUUGUCAAUGGGGUCGAUGUAUUCGACCAGCAGGCCGGACAGUGUGGACCCGUAGCUGAGGUUCCUGCAGCUGAUCAACUUGCCCUCGGCACUCCCCAAUGCAAGAGCUUCCAGGAAUCCAUGGGAUCUUGCGUAUUUGAUCAGCUAACUGCUGCCUGUCCUUGGCUUCGACAUUCGCAAGGUGCCAGCGAGCAACCAUUGACAUCCAUCAUGGAGAGGUGGUCCACGGAAUGCGGAAAGAACCUCUCCUGCUGGCAAGAAAAGGGUGGUUACUUGAGUUUCCUGGCACGCUCUGCAGCCAGUUGCCGCAUUUCCCAAUACGGCGCUUCUUCGGCUAUAGGUCAAUGUGUGGGGGCAGCACAGAAUGCACCUCUUGACCCAGCGCCACCUACACCUUCUAUGUAGAAAGGUCGAUAUACCUGUUGAUAGAGGAUUUGAUACACUGAUAUAUUCCUGGUUAUGAUAUGAUGAGGAAUGGAGUUAUGUACAUAUACAACUUUUGUUCUUGUUCAUAAUCAGUAGGAUUACUGGAAUGCUUUUCUUUAAUCCCUUCCGUCUCUCUGUAUCAGGAUAAAUGACCUUUAAGGUUCUUUAUGAUAAAUUAGACAGAAGAUUCCACAAUGUAUUUACCAUUUCUUCUGUAUAUGCGAUCUUUACUGUCUUUGUUGAAAAGGUAGCGUUGAUCUUCUUUUGCAAAAUUCUCAGUAUUGAAAGUGGUACACCUUCCUCUUGUAAAGUUUAGAAGUCGAAAAUCAAACCACUUGCUAUAUCCUAAUGAUACAAUCCGCUAAAAUACCGAAAUUAUGCCUUCCAGUGUAAUUAUCAUUGCCCUAUUCACCAGAAAAUAUAUAUCGAAUUCAUUGACUUACUCCGACAACUAAAUGUUCUCAAUUUUUAUACAUAUAUAAUACUGCAUGCCUUGUAUCGGUUCCGACUUUCGUACUCUGAAUAUUGGGUCCACAAACCGACCAGCUUCUUGAACUCGUCUUGAAACAAAUUACUUUAUCAAACCUUUAUCUAGCAUGUCUAAAAGUCAAAAGAUCCAGCCAAAUGGUCUAGUUUACUGUCGAUGGUAGGUGUGAGAAUUUGCCGGAAAAUUCAUAGGAACAUAUAUAUUCUGUGAAUUGUCUUACAUACAUUUUUUUUAUUUCAGUGACUCUCGAUUUAGAGAGGAAGAGGCAGAGGAGUUCCGA
This is a messenger RNA of Lytechinus variegatus (green sea urchin), 3414 nucleotides long. Its product is annotated as golgin subfamily A member 6-like protein 2. Gene Ontology annotation, biological process: endosomal transport; endocytosis. Gene Ontology annotation, cellular component: plasma membrane; cytoplasm. The record is from RefSeq and is a predicted model, not a curated record. Lineage: Eukaryota; Metazoa; Echinodermata; Echinoidea; Temnopleuroida; Toxopneustidae. The transcript is spliced from 2 exons. Bases 104 to 2626 code for a protein of 840 amino acids.